AUGGAUCACUGCUUCCGCGACUUUGUCGACCAACUCAGAUCCGAUGAUGAUCUGGUUGAAAUCAAUGAUGAAAUUGAUCCUUAUCUAGAGGCUGCAGCUAUAACACGCCUUGUUUGCGAGACAGAUGACAAAGCUCCCCUAUUCAACAAUCUCAAAGGCCAGAACGAGAAGGGCCUAUUUCGCAUUCUUGGAGCGCCAGCUUCACUCAGGAGGUCCAAGAAAGACCGCUAUGGCCGCCUGGCGCAUCACUUGGCAUUGCCUCCCACGGCCAGCAUGAGAGAAAUCCUCGACAAAAUGCUUUCCGCCAGCGAGCUCUCCCCCAUUGAUCCCUCAGUCGUCUCGACGGGACCUGUAAAGGAGAACUCUCUUGUAGGGGAUGAGAUCGACCUUACGGCCUUGCCAGCGCCAAUGAUCCAUCAAGUCGAUGGUGGACGUUACAUUCAGACUUUUGGAAUGCAUGUUGUUCAAACUCCUGAUGGGAAGUGGACGAAUUGGUCAAUUGCUCGUGCCAUGGUCCACGACAAGAAUCACCUUACUGGUCUUGUGCUUGAGCCUCGGCACUUGUGGUAG
This is a messenger RNA of Neoarthrinium moseri, 570 nucleotides long. RefSeq lists its product as uncharacterized. Lineage: Eukaryota; Fungi; Ascomycota; Sordariomycetes; Amphisphaeriales; Apiosporaceae. Gene Ontology annotation, cellular component: cytoplasm. The record is from RefSeq and is a predicted model, not a curated record. The coding region runs from base 1 to 570 and encodes 189 amino acids. Gene Ontology annotation, molecular function: carboxy-lyase activity. Gene Ontology annotation, biological process: cinnamic acid catabolic process; ferulate metabolic process. The transcript has a single exon.